GUCAGCCUGCUGUUUGUGGUGAUUGUUGCGUUGGCAGGGCGAAAAUGAUCACGCACGCGUGUGUCAGAUAUCAAGACGACCUAAGUGUGGCUAUUGUGCUUGUGGAAAAUAUUAAAGACUUCAAGCCCUCCCAUUCACGCGACUUUGUGGACGGAGCGAAGUAUUCCGUCAAGUGGCUUGGGCAAGGAAGCUUCAGUGACGACGACGAAUAUUACAAAGCCAGGAUUCUACUUUUGGGAGUCUCUGAAGCCGACGUCAAACAAAAAAUGGACCGGCGCAGAAUGCGCAUAAAAAAAGUAUUGUCAUCGGAGUCCUCGGACAACGACGCACCAGAGGAAAGAAAUGAUGGGAGGAAACAAGAGAAGAAACGAAUGAAGGAGAAGCAAGAAACCUCUGGGAGGACGAAUCUGGCCAAGCUUUUAGAAGAAAAGAAGAAAAGUAUGAGCAAAGCCCAUUCUCUGGCCAACAUGAAGCCGUCGCCUCAACGAGAGUCUGAAGAAAGGCACUCUAAGGACCAAGAACAAAUCAAGAAGCUGCAGAGCCAGCUCGAGGAAAAGGAUAAAGAGCUUGCGCAGUUGAGGAGCUUGAAUAUGAAGCUUCAAGAGAGGUUACUAAAGCAAGAUGAAGACAAGGAAACAAGCCAGCCUGCAAGUCACCUCGGGCAAUGCACCAUCAAGUCAGGUCCUGAUCACAAAAAGAAGUGUGUGGAAUCGCCACAGAGGUUCUCCGAGGCUGCUGGUGACAAUUUAAGAGAGCGACAGCCAGCUCCUAAUGAAAACAAGGUGGACCUCGGACAAGGGAUCCACCUGAACCGGCUAGUCUGGGAGGAAGUCGACAGGUCAGGAAAAGACACAAUCUUCGUGAAGGAGCUGGCUGUCGCUUUAUAUGGACCACGAGAGCUGAUGGAAAGGUCUGCCAAGGGCAAGCACUCCCCAAGGUACCCUGGCCUGCCAAAGAAGCCGGCAAUAUCGCCGGUGAAACUUGCUGUAAUUGAAGACUGUUACAGAGAACGACUUCAAAAGGGGGGCAUGCCAGGGUACCUUGCUGGGAAGGCUGCAAGAAAGGAUGUCACCACCCUCAUCAAUGAGAAAAUUGCUGACCUCAGGAGGAAGGAGGCGAAGAGGACAGAAGCUGCUGUCACAGCUAUGAACUCGGGAGAGUCUGAUGACAAUUGAAAAGGACACGAAGAUGCGCAUCAGCACUGGAAAAUAAAUUAUGUCCUACCAUUGA
Messenger RNA from Ixodes scapularis (black-legged tick), 1230 nucleotides. Its product is annotated as spindle pole body component 110. Gene Ontology annotation, molecular function: DNA binding. Bases 45 to 1175 code for a protein of 376 amino acids. The record is from RefSeq and is a predicted model, not a curated record. Gene Ontology annotation, biological process: negative regulation of DNA-templated transcription. The transcript is spliced from 10 exons. NCBI's taxonomy places the organism in Eukaryota, Metazoa, Arthropoda, Arachnida, Ixodida, Ixodidae.